Canariomyces notabilis is the source of this 1383-nucleotide messenger RNA. RefSeq names its product acid protease. Lineage: Eukaryota; Fungi; Ascomycota; Sordariomycetes; Sordariales; Chaetomiaceae. Gene Ontology annotation, cellular component: fungal-type vacuole. Bases 1 to 1383 code for a protein of 460 amino acids. Gene Ontology annotation, biological process: proteolysis. The transcript has 3 exons. The record is from RefSeq and is a predicted model, not a curated record. Gene Ontology annotation, molecular function: aspartic-type endopeptidase activity.
AUGGCACCCGUCACCACGCUCUACGAUCUUCUCUACGGCGCCCUCGCCGCGAUCUCAGGGGUAGCCGCCUUCCCUUCUCCACCCAACUUGAGGAUAUUGGAGCAUGCUCCCCCAGGGAUUCGCUACGAGAUACCGAAAUCAACCCGCCGCUGGAUGUCAGUCAAAAACACGGCUCCAAAAAUCAGCCAGCAUACCCAACAGUUGCGCGCAAUCCAAGGCCCAAUCACCACCAGUCCUGGGAGCUUGCCCAACGGCCGGUCCGCAGCAGCCGUCCUGGGCGCUAACCAGCGACAUGCCGGAGGCUCCGGAUACCAGAACAUCACCACCGCUUCCGCCUACGGCACGCAGUACGCGAUCGAGGCUCUCUGGGAUGGCCAACCUCUGUCAAUGCUGCUCGACACCGGGUGUGCCGACACGUGGGCAGUCCAAAGAAGCUUUAGCUGCGUCGGCAAGGAUCUGGAGUUUGUCAAACCCCAGACCGCUUGCGCCUUUGGUGGCGGGUACUACCCCGAAACCUUUGGGUACGGGCCGCACGACCCCAAAAUGUUGAUGCUCAUCAAGUACGGCGACGGGGAGGUCGUGAGUGGCGCCAUGGGCUUCUCCGACAUCACGAUUGGAAAUGUCACGGCCAAGAGGCAGCUCGUGGGCCUGGCUAGUACCACGCACUGGUUUGGGAAUAACCAGACGAGUGGAGUGGUGGGCUUGGCGUUCCCGGCGCUUACGCACGGGUAUAGCAAUGAGACUGGAGGCAGGGUGCAGUACUCUCCUGUGUUCACGACCAUGGUCAGCCAGGGGGGGAUCGAGCCUGUGUUUAGCAUUGCUAUUGACCGUAAUACGUCCACGGGGGUGCUUGCCCUUGGUGGGAUUCCGCUGGUUGAGGGGAUGGAUUAUGGCGAGGUUGCGAGUUUGGAUAUGAUCAUUACACGGGUGAACUCCAUCCCGGAAACGGCCAGCGAGUACUCCUUCUACACCGUCAUCCCGGAUGGCUGGUACUACGACCAGACCAUGAACACCAAGAAGUACCCAUACAUUGUCGACAGCGGCACAACGCUCUGCUACCUUCCCCCAACCCUCGCAGAGAGUAUAAACUCCGCCUUCCACCCCCCCGCCCUCUACAACCCACAGUACAACGCCUACUUCACCUCCUGCGACGCCAUCCCGCCACGCGUCGCUGUUGUGCUGGACGGGAUCAGGUUCUGGAUCAACCCGGUCGACCUGGUCUACCGGAACCUGGCAGACCCGGAAACGGGCUUGUGCAUGACGGCGAUUGCUGACGGCGGCGUCGAGGGGCCGUAUAUCCUGGGUGAUGUGUUUAUGCAGAACGCGCUGGUGGUUUUUGAUGUUGGUGCCGGGGUUAUGAAGUUCGUUUCGAGGGAGUAUUAG